AUGUCGAAUGUAAGUUGGAAUAUUUCAAUCUCGAAUCAUGAAUAAUUCUUAUAUUUUUCAGUCUUUCGAAAACGCCCAACUCGCCGAAACCGGCAAAAACACUCAAAGGGAUUUGUCAUCCCAAAAUAGACAACAAGAACUUCGUCCUGAUUCUCCAAUUGGAAUUCGCAUCGAACGGUGCUCCAGGCGGAACAGUUAGUUAAUUUUUUUUAUUUUCAGAAAAAUAAAAUUGUUUUGUGUUCAGAUAAUCUAGUUUGAAUAAUUUUUAAAUCAGAUUUUCUGAAUUAAAUGAACAUAUUUAUUGAAUUCUAUGAUUUUCAAGCAAAAAAAAAAUCACCCACCGUACUCAAAAUUAUUCCGCUUUUCUUGCAGGCCAUUGAAAGAGUUGUUGAAACUCAACAUGAAGUUGCUCCACCACCACACUCGCCAACUCCAAUUGACGAUAAAGAGGCUGAGUAUGCGGAGUUCGACGCAAUUUGGCGAAACUUUCGCGCUGAACAAGCGGUUAGUUGUAUUUUUAUGAGAAAAAUUGGAAGUUUCACAGAGAUAAUUUUUUAGAAAUAAGAUUUAAAGAAAAUUCAUGAAAACUUGAGCGGAGAUAAAAGAGAAUUUCUGCUCAAGGAGUGAUUUUUGAACUACAAAAUUUUGAGAAGAAAUAUUUUAUGGAAAAAUUUCUCAAAAAAUUUUGAAAAUCAUAAAAACCCACCGUGCUCAAAUUUAUUCCGUUUAUCUUGCAGGCCAUUGGAAGAGUUGUUGAAACUCAACAUGAAGUUGCCUCUCCACAACAAUCGCCAAUUCCAAUUGACGAUAAGGAGACUGGGUAUGCGGAGUUCGACGCAAUUUGGCGAAACUUUCGCGCUGAACAAAAACAAUCGCCAAAUCCAAGUGAAAAUAUGGAUGAGCAGCAGAAUUGUUUCGAAUUUGGCGAAAUAUGGCAAAACUUCUACGCUCAGCAAGACGUUAGUUGCAUUUUUAUGAAAAAAAUUGAAAGUUUAAUUAAGAUUUUUUUUUAGGAAAAAAUUUGAAUUAAAAAUAAAAGAGACAAUUUUUUAGAAAUAAGAUUUUGAGAAAAAUCAUGAAAACCUGAGCUGAUAGAAACGAGAAAUUCUGCGCAAGGAAUGAUUUUUGAACUACAAAAUUUUGAAAAUCAUAAAAACCCACCGUACUCAAAUUUAUUCCGCUCUUCUUGCAGGAGUCUCAAGAAAGUGUCGAAAUUGCUGAUCCACCAAAAUCUCCAACUGAAGAUAUGGGAAUUCCGGUGACCAAUAUCGCCGAAAUCAAAGAGCUAUUGAAAAUUUUUUUCGCUCAUUCCCGAUCAGAAGUUCCUGUCGCAACCGAUGCUCCGCAAACUCCAAAUACGAAUGGUGAAGAUGAAGGAGGAGAAAUCGUCGAGCAAUUAUUCAAUGAAUCAUCUGCUGCUGGACAUGAUGAAAAUGAUGAUGAUGAAGAGCCGGAGAUCCAAAAUCUGCAAACUUUGGAAUUUUCGACGAAUUCACGAAAUUCAAACUCACCACCUUCUUCAGUCGAAUCGUCAAUUCGUGAAAUCACCGAAGUUUCCGAUGAAACUACAAAUAUUCCGGCUGAAGAUAUGAAUAUGAUGUCGAAUGCACACUCCGAUGCUGAUGAUUUUGAUUUUUAUGAUGUUUAUAAUUAUGAAGAAGAUGCUCCAUCGGAAGAUCGAGAAGACGAAGAUCCGUGUCCGUCGCCUGCCCCAUGACAGAUUCCGUGCUCUCUCUCCAACUGACACGCCAGACGAACGGUUGGCACGGCGACGGGCUCUUCGACGCGGAACACCUGGCUACAAUCCACCAGCCCGAGCUCCAAUUCCGGUCUUCGUUGAUCAUGGCAGAAACUUUGAUUCUGAUGACGAGCCACUUUCUCCAAUAAGACCUAUUCGUGGACCUGGCAUUGUCAUCAGAUCAUCGGGAAAUUUAGGAGAAGUCAUGCUCACCGAUGAUCUUUAUGAUGCGGAUUCGAAUGUUGAUUUGACUGGUGAUUUGUUCAUGGUAAGAACUAAUGGUCGCGUUCCCCAAAAGCGGAUCAAUAUUGCCACGGACAACUCGAUUUCGCUUUUUGUCAAUGGCAAAUGUUACGAUGACAUCGAACGACGAAUCCGUGAGCGAGUUGAAGACGAAGUGAGGUCGUCGAUGAAGAAUUUCAAGGGAAUUAUGGUUCCGCGAGAAUGUUAUGGUCCAUUGUGUCGAUUAUGGAACAUCCGUCCGACAGCUGCUCCACCCACUCAACGACCAACUCGCAAACGAUCAUCUUCAUCGUCGACGUCGCCAACAAAAAGACCAAGAAUUGCAGAAGCUAUGGAUUUGGCGGCUCCCACAACAUCCGGUGCUCCUCCAACACCAACGAGUCCCAUUCCAAAUGCUGAUGCCAAUAUUGUGCUCACGCCACCAACAAUUCUUGCUCCACAACUUGUUGCGACCGCCUCUGUUGUUGGCGUCUUGCCGACGCCGACGUCAACAACACGCCAAUCAAAUCGCGUCCCUCAAGUUGUCGCCACUGCUCCCGCCUCUGUUGUUGGCGUCUUGCCGACGCCGACGUCAACAACACGCCAAUCAAUCCUCGUCCCACAUGUCGCCACUGUUUCCGCCUCUGUUGUUGCAGUCUUGCCGACGCCGACUCCAACAUCAAGCCCUCCAUCAAAGAAGCGUGGUCGACCCUCAAAAUCCAACUCGACUGUCGCAAAAAUUCAAAAACCGGCUGCCAAAAAGGUUCAUGCAAUGGUACUGAGAUCGGAUGAUGCAAACCAACAACUAGCACCAUCGAAAUUCUUGAAAAGCAAGACGCCGAUUUUGUCGAUAAGAGAUGUGAAGAGAAUUAUGGAAGACAUCGAAGCCGCGCUCAACCAUCUCGAUUUUGGCGCCAACAAAACGAAUUUGAUGAAUAAGUUGAAAGAACUUCGCAAAUUGACCAAAGAUUAUGCCAUCAAACCAUCGGCCAGAAAGUUCACCAAAUUGUCAGCAAAAUGCGAUAGUUUAGGAACAUGUAUCGAGCUUUAUGCUCGAUAG
Molecule: messenger RNA, 3020 nt
Organism: Caenorhabditis angaria
Lineage: Eukaryota; Metazoa; Nematoda; Chromadorea; Rhabditida; Rhabditidae
Source: the annotation of a GenBank genome assembly